AUGGCGACUCUACGACGUACCGUGCCUCUCCUGCGCACCGCCCUGCCGCCGCUUCUCGUCCCAGCACCGCUGGGCACGUGCCGCGCAUUCAGCACCACGUCCACCGCCCUGAAAUCCAACGACGAUGCGCGCCCCGCCUCGUCCCAGCUCUUCCCCGCGUCCAAGAUCGCCUCGUCCAUCUCCAAGCUCACCUCGCAGGGCUUCGACGAGUCCACCAUCUGGGAGCAGCGCGUUGUCUGGGGCGACCACGAUGCCUUCGGUCAUGUCAACAACGUCAACUACGUGCGUUGGCUGGAGAGCUCGCGCAUGUUCUUUGUCGAAAAGGUCAGCGAGGGCUUCACCAGGGAGCGCAAGGAGGACAUCAUCCGCGGCAAGGGCAAGAGCAUCAUCCUCGCAAAGAUCGACGUCAAGUAUAUCCGCCCUGUGACGUACCCCGACGUCGUGCUGGUCGGCCAAGCCGCCGAGCUACCGCUGCAGAAGGACAGGUUCAACAUGCGCGCCGUCAUCUACAGCGUCAAGCAGCAGGCCGUCGUCGCCGUCUCGAACCAGGACUGCGUGUCGUACGACUACCGCUCGCUCAAAAAGUGCGACAUCCCCGCCGACCUCCGAAUCGCCCUGGAAAAGACGGGCAUCUCGGCCUCUCAACUCGAGCAACAGCAGCAGCAGGGGGGAAAGAAGUGA
Pseudozyma flocculosa PF-1 is the source of this 681-nucleotide messenger RNA. RefSeq lists its product as uncharacterized. The transcript is spliced from 3 exons. Gene Ontology annotation, molecular function: fatty acyl-CoA hydrolase activity. The record is from RefSeq and is a predicted model, not a curated record. Lineage: Eukaryota; Fungi; Basidiomycota; Ustilaginomycetes; Ustilaginales; Ustilaginaceae. Bases 1 to 681 code for a protein of 226 amino acids.